AUGAGCCAAACCUUGCGUAUGUCUCCGAUUGGCAUUCAGAAUGCCCCAAGGGCCAGUCCAAACGCUAACUCUGCUCCUUCAAGUAUGAGUAACAGUAAGGAAAACGUGACGGAUAGCGAAAACCGCUUCGAGACCUUGAGACCCCCGCUAAACCAUUUGAAGUAUGAAAUGCCCGGCUCGUUCAAGGGGCCCGCUGGACUUGGAUCUCAAUCCAACCGGCUGCACCUGGCAGCUUCGACCGUGAAGCCAGUACUUAGAGACUUGAGUAGGUCACAUAACAGCCAGACCUUGGUGCGGUCAGUCGACGAGGUGAAAAUCUCCCGACAAUCAGAUGUUAGCAUUCUCGAGAUACCACUACGUGAAGACGAAGCUAUAGACAGUCUCCGUAUUGUGAAGGAAGAAUCAAAGAUCUUUGAGGCACCCUUUUCCGUCCCAGGUGAAAUUCCCCGAAACCUUACAGGACAAGUAACCCCCUCAUACCAACUAGGAGAACCAAUAGUUCCCUUUGUAACGGUGCACAUUGAACCAAUGGGGGAGCCAUUGGCAAGUAAUGGAACCCCCUUGGAUUUGAGCAGUGUCGAAAGGCGUGCGGUUGCCGCCUGCGGUCCCUUGUACGAUAUACCGGAGUAUUUUGGGCCCGGAGCAAACGACGAAGCCACCCUUAUGGCGAUUCUCAUGCAAGAAAUGGGAAUCACGACUGAGGACGAUUAUUUUGCCAAGCGUAAAGAGAAAGAUGAGUCAACGACUAACUUUGGCUACCGAUUGAGGUCAUUAAUUCGAGGGCUCUUCCCCACCAGUGAUAUGAGAACGGACGAUCUUUACCGAAAGUAUCCCUGGGCCAAGUACGUCCACAUCGAUGAUACAGACGAUGGUGAGCAGCAUUUACAGGCCAACAAUGAUCCACAAAACAGUGAGGAAUACUGGAUGGACUCUACUCGGGAAAGACACGCAGGGAGGCAUGAGAGUAGUGACGGGGUUGAAAUGCACCAGUUCCGCUCCAAGUCUAGUUCCGACCCGGCUCAGGCAAGCCAUUUGCUGAGAAGCAACACUGUGAAUCUGGUUAAAAGGACAUAUUCAAGUGGGCACAGUUCUCUGUAUCCUCAGCCGAGUGGAUUCCCGGCGGGCCUAUACCAGAUAAAGAAUAGGCAGUUUUAA
Messenger RNA from Babjeviella inositovora NRRL Y-12698, 1155 nucleotides. RefSeq lists its product as uncharacterized. The transcript has 2 exons. The record is from RefSeq and is a predicted model, not a curated record. Bases 1 to 1155 code for a protein of 384 amino acids. NCBI's taxonomy places the organism in Eukaryota, Fungi, Ascomycota, Pichiomycetes, Serinales.